Messenger RNA from Boleophthalmus pectinirostris (great blue-spotted mudskipper), 1105 nucleotides. It is a transcript of the gene samd10a, whose product is annotated as sterile alpha motif domain containing 10a. NCBI's taxonomy places the organism in Eukaryota, Metazoa, Chordata, Actinopteri, Gobiiformes, Gobiidae. The record is from RefSeq and is a predicted model, not a curated record. The coding region runs from base 277 to 798 and encodes 173 amino acids. Gene Ontology annotation, biological process: cell surface receptor protein tyrosine kinase signaling pathway. Gene Ontology annotation, cellular component: cytoplasmic side of plasma membrane. The transcript is spliced from 5 exons. Gene Ontology annotation, molecular function: protein binding.
UUGGGGACAUUCCUCCUGACUCCUGUCUGUUUUAAACUUGAGCGCAGAUAGAAAACGAACGAGUGCAGAGCGCCUUGCGUCUGUCAGGGAGGCGUUGACUUGUGCCGUUUAGGAAAAGACUCUGAGAGAUGUUGUGGUGCCGACCUUCUCUAUGAAACAUUGGGAAACUUUGAGCAACCAGCGCAGAGCUCCGCGCACUGACGAGUGGGACUUGGAGGAAGAGACGCUGGCGAAGAUGGGACAUUUUAACUAAGAGCACUGUGGCUAGGAAGUGUCAUGGCUGUAGAUGCUGCCUCCAGUUUUAGUUUCUGUAGACCCGCGGUGGAGUACAGGGCCCUGCCAGAGGACUUCAAACUGCUGUUGACUCGGCGCACAGGGGGAAACCUCACCUGGCAUGAUGGGCGGGGGAAAGCAGGAAACAGGCCAGUGAAGCUACUGCAGCAGCCUGGCACAGAGGCCCGUCAGUACCACACCAGUGAUAAUUAUGGGAUCUACAACACAAGUCCGACACAGCCCAGCCUGAUGCGGCCCGUGGUGCUCUGGACUCAGCAGGAUGUUUGUAAAUGGUUGAAGAAACACUGUCCACACAACUACCUUACCUACGUGGAGGCUUUCUCCCAGCAUGCCAUAACAGGCCGUGCUUUGCUACGUCUGAAUGGGGAGAAGCUCCAAAGGAUGGGGCUGGUGCAGGAGACACUCAGACAGGAGCUACUGCAACAGGUCCUACAGCUGCAGGUCCAAGAGGAGGGACGCAACUUGCAACUCCUCAGCAGAACUUCGUUUGGUAACAUAUCAUAGCGUUUGGAUAAACAACCUUAUCUGCUGCUUGAACAAGACUGAAAUUCCUGAAUAUUUACCGAAAUGUGAACCUGAUUUGUUGGACGGAUGCCUUCAGCAAAAUCAAAGGACAUUUGCACAUUAAAUAAUGCAUUGGAUGACUGUCCUGCACAAGAAAUAACAGGUUGAAAAUGGCAAAAAGGACAGACUCAAGAGACUGUAAAAGACAAUCUAGUUUAUACCUUUUCAUUGUAAAUGUUUUAAAUUUUGUCUCUAAUAAUUAUGUUUUUAUGUCACAAAAGAAAUACAUAAAGUCUGUGCAAUUCAA